Molecule: messenger RNA, 4001 nt
Organism: Betta splendens (Siamese fighting fish)
Lineage: Eukaryota; Metazoa; Chordata; Actinopteri; Anabantiformes; Osphronemidae
Gene: mideasb
Product: mitotic deacetylase associated SANT domain protein b
Biological process (GO): regulation of transcription by RNA polymerase II; negative regulation of DNA-templated transcription
Cellular component (GO): transcription regulator complex; histone deacetylase complex
Molecular function (GO): transcription corepressor activity
Source: RefSeq, a predicted model, not a curated record
GCGUGCAAUCCUAGCGCAGCAGCGUGCAACGGACGGCGGCGGCGUUGCGAGCGCGAUCCUGCAGCUUAGCGCCGCGCCUCCAACCGGGAAGGGCUCUGUUUACGCGGCCUCUCAGACCCCCCCCCCCUCCCCUUCGUUUCCUCUUGACUUUGUAGCGGGGGGUGGAAGAAAGGGGGGGGAAAGGUGCCCGGGAGUGGGGUCGGCGGUCAGUGUUGCGCGAGUCAACCUUGAGGAUGUAUGCAGUCAUCACCGCGGGUCUGGGUCGUGCGGGCCUGCUGGCCGCGCGGAGCCGCGAGUGCGCGAUCCUCGCGCGCUGAGCUGCCGUUUCGUAGCAGCUUUCAUGACAAACACAGGUGUUGCCCACGAAGGAGGACAAACUACCUUCAGAUCUGCUCAGGCUGGAGAUCUCUGAGGGCGUCUGAGGGGAAGACAUCGCCGUGGUCGACCCGGUCCCUAGUUCCAAUGUAGUGGCACAGCUCGGCGUCAUCGCGUGCACAGUUUGGUUGUCGGACCGCGGCUCGCCUGGUCGCACACAUUCCCCCGGCUCGGCUUCUUCAUGCCCGUCAUGAGCGCGCCGGCCCAGCAGAAAGCCCACGCCAAGAGAACCGGCAAGCGCAUCACCUUUUUCACCGACCCGAGUGGGACAAUGAAGGAGGCUCCCCAGCACCCCGAGGGCUCCUACUACGCCCCGGGCGGCGCCGCCUCGGACCCCGCCCAGAGCGAGGCCGCGAGCACCGUGACCUCGAACCCGGAGGGUCCGCACAUGUACCUCAACUCCGUGAUCUUCAGCCCGGACAAGGGCGACCAAAGCCGGGGUCAUUACCAGCAGACCGUCCCCAUGAAGUGGGCCCACCAGGAGCCCAGUCAGCAGCAGCCGUCGCUGUCCCAGCAGCAGAGGGCGGCCUCCUGGACCGCCAUGACCAACUGGGGACAGAACUUUCCCAAUUACAUCGGCGGCGUCAACAUGACAGACAUGAGGACCCAGAAUGCGUUCGGAAAGUCGGCGCACGAGCCGUCGGGCCUGCAGCCGCACCAGCAGCCGGCCAACAAGCAGGCUCCGGCGGCCAACCAGGAGGCCUACAGGGACGCCGCCAAGGCCCGGGGCCACGAGUGGGAGCGUCCGCAGCAGCAGGUGUUUCAGGACACGCUGAAGCCCGGAGCGCUGAACGCCCAGCAGCACGCUGCGUCCCACGCGGGGGGCAGCUCGGUGCUGCAGCCCUUCCAGCUGGCCUUCGGGCAGCCCAGGCAGCAUCUGCCGGCCUACUACCAGGCCUUCCAGGGCAACCGGACCACCCUGCCCAACCCGCCGAGCUACGCGGCGCAGCCCAAGCCCCCCCAUCAGCUGCAGCAGCUGCAGAAGCAGGAGCAAAUGCAGCAGCAGCAGCAGCAGCAGCACAUGAUCCAGCAGCAAAUCCAGCAGCAGCAGCAGCAGAUCCUGCAGCAACAGCUGCAGCAGCAACAAAUACAGCACGAGCAGCAGCAACAAAAGAUAAAGCAGCAGCUCCAAAUUCAGCACAUGCAACAUCAGCAGUUACAACAACAAAACCCCCAUGUGCUUGACUUUUACCCAGGUGCACAGAACGCCCCGCCUCACCCACAUCCACAGCCUGUGGUGGUCCACUCCCAGGAGCCCUCGGCCCCGGCUCCCCCCAAGAUCCAGGAGCCCAUCAUCCAGGACGUCACGCCCGAGCCCCAUCAGCCGUCAGACCCCCUGCAGCCCCCCCUCCGCCCCGAGCCGCCGUGCCAGCCCCAGCCCCAGCCCCAGACGCAGCUCCAGACACAGCUCCAGAACCAGACCCAGACCCAGACCCAGCUCCGCCGGUCGCGCCGUUUCUCCAAGGAAGGCGGCGAGCCGUCCGACAACCCCUUCCUCUCGGCCCCUUCGAACCCGGCGGCCCCGGGGCCGCAGGGCUCCCAGAACGGGGGCCGCGACGUCCAGGCAGCGCCGACAGGCGUCAUCCAGAGCACGCGCAGGAAGCGCAGGGUUUCCCAGGAGGUCAACCUGGAGACGCUCGCCCAGAAGGCCUCGGAGAUGGAGUCCCUGCCGCCGCACGGCGUCAAGGAGCCCCACCGGCCGUGGAGCCCGUCCGAGCCGGAGGACCCGAGCGCCAAGCGCCCGCGCGACGACAGCCUCCUCCCGCUCGUCAUCCCCGUGUCGGUCCCCGUGCGGCGCCAGGAGCACCCGUCCCCCGAGCGGGACGCGGCCGGCGGCGCGGCCGCGGCGACGUUCGGCUGGCCGCCCCCGGACGCCGGCCGCGCCGACCACAAGCCUUCGGUCAUCGUCACGCGCCGACGCUCGCUCAGGAACUCGGUGUCGGAGAGCUCGGAUCAGAACGGCGCUGCCGAGGGGGAGAAAGAUGACGACGGCAAGAAGUCCAAGCGGCGCCCUCGACCCGAGCCUCUUUUCAUCCCUCCACCCAAACCCGGCGUGUUCAUCGCUCCGCCCGUCUACUCCAGCAUCACGCCCUACCAGAGCCACCUGCGCUCCCCCGUGCGUCUCCCCGACAACCCCCUCGCCAUCCCCCCCUACACGCCUCCCCCCAUCCUCAGCCCCGUCCGCGAGGGCUCGGGCCUCUACUUCUCCACCUUCCUGUCGGCGGCGGCGGCGGCGAGCAGCCAGGGUCUUCCUCCUCCUGCCACGCCCAAGACGGCCACACGCAGCCUGCUGCGUUCCAACAGCUGUGACAUCACACCCCCAGUUCUGUCUGCUAUGAGCGAAGCCACUCCAGUCAGCCUUGAACCACGGAUAAAUAUCGGGUCGCGGUACCAAGCUGAGGUGCCAGAACUACGGCAGCUCUCGGCCGUUGAACUGGAUGAACAUCGUGCAGAGCUGGUUUGGGUUCCGCUCAAUGAGCUGGAGGAAAAGACUGACUUCCAGGAAAAAGUGGCGAACCUCAUGCACCUGGCCUGCUCCAGUGUUCUGCGUGGAGGGGGCACCAACCAGGAGCUGGCCCACCAUUGUCUGUACGAAUGCAAAGGGGACAUAAUGGCCGCGCUGUCGAUGCUGAUGCUGAAGAAUCCCAUUUUCCCCAAGUCCCAUCAACUUUCCAACUACCACUACUCAGGAUCAGACAGCUGGACGGCAGCUGAGAGACGCCAGUUCAACAAAGGCAUCGCCGCGUACAAGAAGGACUUCUUCAUGGUGCAGAAACAGGUGACCACCAAGACGGUGGCGCAGUGUGUUGAGUUCUACUACACGUACAAGAAGCACGUGAAGGUGGGCCGUAACGGCGUGCUGCUCUACGGAGAGGCGGAGCCACCGGAGAGCAGGAGCACGGAGGAGGAGCUGGACCACAAGGGCUCUCACAGGCUGGAGCCGCAGCGGGACGAGGACAGCAGGAAGUGGGAAGGCUCAGCUGACAGGAAACAGGAUGUCGGCCCGACCAGGGCCACACACGCGCUACAUUCUGACAACCCCGGGACCGUCCUAAUCAUGAAAAGUCAGGAGGACCUGAGGAGGGACCAGCCGCCGCCCGGGGUCAUCCACCCGCCCCCCCCCCCCCCCGCCGGCUCCAAGCCGCGACACGACAGCGCCGCGCGGCGGGCGAGUCCCUCGACGGGCGGCAAAGGCCCCGCGGCUCCAGAGGGAGAGUUCCCCUGCAAGAAAUGUGGCAGGAUCUUCUACAAGGUGAAGAGCCGCAGCGCCCACAUGAAGAGCCACGCCGAGCAGGAGAAGAAAGCGGCGGCGCUGCGCCAGAAGGAGGCGGAGGAGCAGGCGGCGGCGAGGGCCGCGGCCGAGGCUGCGGCCCUGCUGGCCGCCCGGCAGCAGAACGGGACGCGGCCGGGAGGCGGGGACAGCACCAACGACGACUCGUCGGACGAGGAGGACGACGAGGACGAGGACUGGCAGUGAGGGCGGAGCGGGACGACGGAGGUCUCGGGGGUCGGAGGAGGAGACGUGAAGGAAAAAGGGAGAAGAAGAACCCCUGCUGUGAAGUGAACGUCUGUGCAGUCUGUGGAACAGGAAGACUUCCGUUGCUCGGUACAUCAGGGACGACAAA